AUAAAAGCCAACCCAGCACUCUACCUUGAUGAGAUGGAGGAGCAGCUCUUUGCAGCUUGGGAUGUCUUGGUCUCCCUAGCAAGGCUGUCACAAACUCUCCGACAACUUAAUAUCACCCACAAACAGGUAGCCCAGGAGGCUCUUGAGCGCAAUGAGCUCCUGCAUGCAACUUGGCAAGGUGCCUACAGAGAUAUUCCAAUGCAGUACAUGGUGUGGUUAGAUGAGUCAAGCAUUGAUGAUUGCACAAAUCAGUGGAAGGAGGGC
Messenger RNA from Dichomitus squalens LYAD-421 SS1, 264 nucleotides. RefSeq lists its product as uncharacterized. The record is from RefSeq and is a predicted model, not a curated record. The annotation marks the transcript as partial. The transcript has a single exon. Lineage: Eukaryota; Fungi; Basidiomycota; Agaricomycetes; Polyporales; Polyporaceae.